Molecule: messenger RNA, 1597 nt
Organism: Selaginella moellendorffii
Lineage: Eukaryota; Viridiplantae; Streptophyta; Lycopodiopsida; Selaginellales; Selaginellaceae
Product: rosmarinate synthase
Exons: 2
Coding region: 11-1462 (483 amino acids)
Source: RefSeq, a predicted model, not a curated record
AUAGACUCCCAUGCUACGUGCCAGCGAUUUCUUGUCUUCUUCGCGGCGUACUGUUAGCUUUGUGGAAUCCCUGCUGGCGAGAUGUGAGAAAAAGCUAGACCUGGAUAAUCCCAUCUUUCGUGUUUCUUGUGCACUCGAUCGAGCGAUGGUGCAGCUCGAAUCCGUGCAGCUCCUUCGCAGCCGGUUCAUCCAACCAGCCGCUGCUGCCAGCGACAUUGAUCCUCCUACGCGCUACGAGCUCACGCCCUUCGAUGGCAUGAUGAGAAUCGCUCUCUACCAGAAGAGGAUACUCUUCUUCGAGCGCGGCGAUUCUAGGAUGGAUUUCGCGGCGCUGGUGACGGCGCUCGAGGAGAGCUUGCGAUGGGUGCUGGUGAGUUUCCGGCCGCUGUGUGGCCGCAUGGUGGUCGAUCAAGAUCUUAGUAGCGGCCUCUGGAUCGAUUGCUCGGGCGAGACGAGCGUCCGGUUUGCAGAGGCACAGACGGCUGCGCGGCUGGAGGAUCUGGGCGGCUUCGAGCCCAGCGAGUUUUGCGACUCGCUGGUGGAGAUUGGAUGCUCUCCAAAGUACCCGUGGGAUCCAAAGCUGCCAUUGCUCUUCGUCCAGGUGACGAGAUUUGGCUGUGGAGGCAUAAGCCUUGGAAUCGCGUUUAGCCACCAAACCAUGGACGGCGUGAGCGCCUGGAACUUCAUGAAGUCGUGGGCCGAGCGCGCGAGGAGCGGAGGAACCUCACCGCUCCCGCGAGUUUCUUGCUAUGCAUACAAGUCUCCCAUGCUCUCGGAGCGGCAACUAGAAGAAGCGGCGCGAAUGGGCGGCUUCGCACUCGGCAUGGCCACCAAGAACACCAUCAAGCCAAAGCUCGGCGUCAAGAAAUUCAAAGCCACACGAGAAGCCAUCCGAGCCUUGAAGACCUCUCUCCCGAGCUUCAGCACCUUCGAGCUCGUGUGCGCGGACUACUGGCGGAGGAUGGUGGCGUCGGCGGUGGAGGCGGGGAUUCUCAACGCCGACGAAUGCUACUUCGUGAUCCUGGUCAACUGCCGGGGAAGGAUCGCAUCCAUGCCGGACUCCUACUUUGGAAACGCGAUCACCGGCACCCGAGUCCGCGCCAAUGUUUGCGAGCUCCUUGGUGGUGGGGGGAUUUGCAACGCUGCUCGGGCGAUCCACGAAGGGAUUGCCGGACUGCGCGACGUCGAGGGAUCCGUGCUGGUGAUCAACAAGUUUGUGGAAGAGCUGGCGAGGAAUGGUGCCGAGAUUCCACCGCACAAGCCGGGGCAGUCGGUGCUGGUGGUGAGCUCGCCGCGCCACCCCAUUUUCGAGUGUGACUUUGGAUUUGGGAGGCCGGUCGGGGUGACUUUCGGGACGAACGACCUGAACGAUUCCAAGCUCUACUUGUUCCCGGCCGCGGAUGGGAAUGGCAUGGACGUGACAGUUUGUAUGAGAGUCGAGGCGCUCGACAAGUUCGUGUGAGUCUCAGCUCUUCAUCUUCUUGUGCUCGCAAUGCGCGAGCUCUUGAUUGUUUUUUCUCAGUUGUCGAUCAAUUCUUCGUUUGGGCUGGAGGUUGGAUUUGUUUCGCCAAUAAUUCUUCAUGAUCUCUUUGUUUCC